Ochotona curzoniae (black-lipped pika) is the source of this 399-nucleotide messenger RNA. RefSeq names its product agouti signaling protein (gene ASIP). Gene Ontology annotation, molecular function: melanocortin receptor binding; neuropeptide hormone activity. The coding region runs from base 1 to 399 and encodes 132 amino acids. Gene Ontology annotation, biological process: hormone-mediated signaling pathway; positive regulation of melanin biosynthetic process; melanosome organization. Lineage: Eukaryota; Metazoa; Chordata; Mammalia; Lagomorpha; Ochotonidae. The record is from RefSeq and is a predicted model, not a curated record. The transcript is spliced from 3 exons. Gene Ontology annotation, cellular component: extracellular region.
AUGAAUGUCACUCGUCUGCUCCUGGCCACCCUGCUCGUCUUCCUGUGCUUUCUCACUGUCUGCAGCCACCUGGCACUUGAGGAGAAACCCAGAGAUGACCAAAGUCUGAGGUGCAACUCCUCCAUGAACUUACUGGAUUUCCCUUCUGUCUCUAUCGUGGCGCUGAACAAGAAAUCUAAAAUCAUCAGCAGAAAGGAAGCGGAAAAGAAGAAAUCUUCCAAGAAAAAAGCUGCGAUGAAGAAGGCGGUGAGGCCCCGGCCCCCGAUGCCUGCGCCCUGCGUGGCCACCCGCAACAGCUGCAAGCCACCAGCGCCCAUCUGCUGCGACCCGUGCGCCUCCUGCCAGUGCCGCUUCUUCCGCAGCACCUGCUCCUGCCGCGUGCUCAACCCCAACUGCUGA